AUGUUUAAACCAAAAAUGAUAGAAAAUGAAAAUGAUUUUUGUUGUUCUAAAGGACAUAAGCUACCAGUUCUUACAAUUGCAGUUGAUCCAAAUUUAUCAAGGAAUUAAAAGCUCUUAUGCUCAGAAUGCUUAGAGAACACAGACAUGGAUGCCAAAGUAAUUGGGUUAAAGAAAAUAAUUUCCUUGAUUGAAGAAAAUUAAGUAAAUAAGAUGGAAAAAUUACAAAAUAUCAUAAAUAGCUAAAUAAAUGUUAUUGAAUCAUUACAUUGUGUAGUUGAUCAAAUGAAAUCAAAUGUAAUCCAAAAGUUAAACUAAUUGAUUACUAUUAUUAUUGAAUGGAUUCAGAAUCUAUAAUAACAAAGAUCAUAAUAUUCUCAAUAUAGUUUUUAUGAGGAAUUAGAAAAUAUGCUCUAAAAGGAAAAUAAAACUAAUUCCGGCUAAUAAAUAUUGAUCCAUGAAAUUUAGGAAACCAAUCUCUGUUGGGCUUCCAAAUUUCAUCCUUAAUUAGAACACUUUAAUUAAUUUGGAGAAUAUAAUAAAUGUAGAGAACUAUUAUCAAGUUUAGAAUUAGGAUCUGAUUAAUUAAUUUAGAUUGAAUAAUAAUAAUAAUAAUAAUAGAUCAAUAUUUAAGAGAUAAAAUCAGUGAGUACUUUAAUAAAUAUUGAACCAUCUUAAACUAUAGAAUCUAGUCAUCAAUAUAAUCUCAAUACAUUCAAUUAUUAAUUAAUCUAAGAGUAUUCAAUCUCCUAAUAUGAAUUCUGUUGUGCUAUAGCUGUUGAUAACUAUUGUUCAACUUUGGUGGCUGGAUGUAAUUCAAUUAUUAAAGUAUUUUAAUUCAACUAAGGAAAGA
This is a messenger RNA of Paramecium sonneborni, 850 nucleotides long. The record is from the annotation of a GenBank genome assembly. Lineage: Eukaryota; Ciliophora; Oligohymenophorea; Peniculida; Parameciidae.